AUGAACACAUACAUUGUCCAGUUUGACGAAAAGAGGGAAGGUAAGGAUGUCCCAGCGCUUAUGUACGACGAAACCUGGAAGAUCGUCGACAGUAUGGGUGGUUCCGUCCUACACAAGAUGACCACCGCUGUGGUCCCAGGUCUGGUCAUCAACCUACCAGAAAAGGUCGUCGGUGACUUCACGUCGAAGGUCAUGGACAUGGGUUCCUCGAAGGGUGUGAAGGUCAACGUCGAAAAGGACCAGAAGGUGCACGCCAACGCUAAGGAAGAGAAGUAA
Molecule: messenger RNA, 276 nt
Organism: Huiozyma naganishii CBS 8797
Lineage: Eukaryota; Fungi; Ascomycota; Saccharomycetes; Saccharomycetales; Saccharomycetaceae
Exons: 1
Coding region: 1-276 (91 amino acids)
Source: RefSeq, a predicted model, not a curated record